GCGAGGUGUCCAGGUUCUGCGAGCUGCGCGGGCUUGGGUGGAGAGAUCACACCUCUUUCAGAAAAAAAUAAAUAAACCAAGCCAGCUACCAAGGUGAACCCAGAACGGUUCCCACCUUAAAAUCUGCCGUGCUCGUGACGUCAGGUCGGAAAUAUACCAAAGCCAGCGCGGGCCAGGAGUCCGGGGAGCGCGGCUGCAAGGCGAUUGGGCCACAAGCUGCUGACGCGCGCUGACGCGCGGAGACUUUAGGUGCAUGUUGGCAGCGGCAGCGCGAGCCACAUAAACAAAGGCACAUUGGCGGCCAGGGCCAGUCCGCCCGGCGGCUCGCGCUCUCCUCCUCGGUCCCCGCUCGCCCGCCUAGCCGGCCGCCUAGCCCUCUUCCUUUCCCGCUCGCGGUGUCUCUGCUCCCUCUGCCCCGCUCACCCGCCCCUCCCCGACCCCGCCACCCGGCUCCCAGAGGGAAUUGCACUUCGGCGGAGUUGAAUGAAUGAAGAGAGACCCGGAGAACUCCUAAGUGAGUAGGUGCAGCCCGUGAAGCUCGCGUUCUUUUAUCCUCCUUUCCUCUUUGCGUGUGUUUUCUUUCUACUCGUGUGGUACACGUUCUCUGAAAGUGGGAGCUAGAGGCGCGGAGGGCGAGCGGGGCCAGAGAGUGGGGAGAAUGGAUGCGCGUAGCUACUGAGAGUGCUCGUCAGAACUCAGGCUUUGGCACUAGGGGGGAGUUGGUUCCAAACAGAGGCUUCCCAGGCUCCUUACUGGUGGAAGUGGAAGGGGGACUUGCACGUUUCUGGGAGUUGCAGGCUAGCCCGCGGAAAUACGCGCAAAGUUUGCUCUUAAGAUGAAAUUGAUUGUGGUCCUUAAAUACGGAAAUUCCAAGUCGUGCGUAUACGAGGGGCCUGGACGGUGCCCGCAAAGUCACAGGGAAAGUUCUUCAGUUUAUGUGUUGCUUGGGAACAGUGUCACCGCGGCUGGCCAGCGUGCCCGUGUUUCCCGAGUGUUGUUGAUUAAAGGUGUUGUUGGUAGAGUGUUGUGCUACUAAGUUACCUGAAAUUUCUGAGUUUGACAUAUGCCGGAGAGAGAGAAAUACAGAGACAGAGGAUGUGUAGAGAGUACAGUUAUGAAGCUGCAAAGCUACCCGGGGAUUAAUAUUCUACACAGACAUCUCUCUGAACGAAUGUGAGGAUCCAGUUCCCUUUCUUUCAGCUAUUUUUUUCUGGUCACCUCCCCCCGCCCAUGAAGCAAGGUUUUUAAGAGGAUGGAAAAAAACAAAACAAAACAAAACAGGAGUGGAUAUUUGGCUUUCUUUUUCAUUAGUAAUAAGAUUAUCUAAAAAAAAAAAAUGCUCUAGAAUGCCUUCCAAGUGGGGACAUCUGAAAAUUACUAGAAUACAAGUAUUCCUUGUUCCAGCAAGUAGGCAGAUCAGGGAAGGCUGUACAGGGAAGUAGGAAAGGUAUUCAACUUACCAUACUGGGAAGCACUUUUAACAUUGAUGCCAGUACCAUGUAAGGAAUAUUUCCCUCGUUCAGCAGCUGGCUUAAGAUCCUCCUGGAAAAGUAGGGUCCCCUCUUUCUACUCCUUGGCCAUUAAAAAUAGUGUGAAAGACAGGGUUCCUGGAAAAGUGAACACCAGUUUACUUGUAUCCAUAGUGCUGAAGAGCAAUCCUAGUGCUCUGUCGAAAGCACUUAGGAAACCCAGAUGCUUCAACUGGAAUCAAAUGGUCUUUCCCUAUGUCCAGACCUAACACUCUAACCCUUGGUGGUUUUGUUUGUUUUCCCCCCUCAUUUUAUAUUCUUAACUUUUAACUUUCUUCCCCUCCUCCCAAAAGAAAAGCCAAUGUUACUGAAAAAAAAAAAAAAGAAAUUUUUUUUCAAGAGAAGUUUCCAAUGCUUCAUUUGAUUAAAGUCCAGACUUCUGAUUCAGGCCUGUUAAACUAAAAUGGAAACAUGUCCUCCACAGCUUCAUUACACCAUAAGUGUUAAGUAUAACUACAUGCAAUACAUUUCUUCCUUCAUGAACCCUCUCUCUGCAAUGACUUACACAGUGCAAUGGGUGGCAUUUUCUGUUGUUUCCAGACAUCUCUCUUACACAUUCAUUCUAUCUGCUGUGUUUGGUAAAGGCUAUACACUGAUUUCCAAUGAAACUAACUGGGAGGGCAUUGGAGGGCCUGCCUGAUUGAGUCUACUUAUGCCCUGCGGAAUCUCUGGCGGGAAAGUUGUCCUGACGCUUCCUGUGUCUGUAUUUCAGGGAGCAGAUCUGAAAGGCUGGACUCCCCAUUGCUUUUCUAAAAAUCUUGGAAACUUUGUCCUUCAUUGAAUUACGACACUGUCCACCUUUAAUUUCCUCAAAAACGCCUGUAACUCGGCUGAAGCCAUGCCUUGUGUUCAGGCGCAGUAUGGGUCCUCGCCUCAAGGAGCCAGCCCCGCUUCUCAGAGCUACAGUUACCACUCUUCGGGAGAAUACAGCUCCGAUUUCUUAACUCCAGAGUUUGUCAAGUUUAGCAUGGACCUCACCAACACUGAAAUCACUGCCACCACUUCUCUCCCCAGCUUCAGUACCUUUAUGGACAACUACAGCACAGGCUACGACGUCAAGCCACCUUGCUUGUACCAAAUGCCCCUGUCCGGACAGCAGUCCUCCAUUAAGGUAGAAGACAUUCAGAUGCACAACUACCAGCAACACAGCCACCUGCCCCCCCAGUCCGAGGAGAUGAUGCCGCACUCCGGGUCGGUUUACUACAAGCCCUCUUCGCCCCCGACGCCCACCACCCCGGGCUUCCAGGUGCAGCACAGCCCCAUGUGGGACGACCCGGGGUCCCUCCACAACUUCCACCAGAACUACGUGGCCACCACGCACAUGAUCGAGCAGAGGAAAACGCCGGUCUCUCGCCUUUCCCUCUUCUCCUUUAAGCAGUCACCCCCGGGUACCCCUGUGUCCAGCUGCCAGAUGCGCUUCGAUGGGCCCCUGCACGUCCCCAUGAACCCGGAGCCGGCGGGCAGUCACCACGUGGUGGACGGGCAGACGUUUGCUGUGCCCAAUCCUAUCCGCAAGCCCGCGUCCAUGGGCUUCCCGGGCUUGCAGAUCGGCCACGCGUCGCAGCUGCUCGACACGCAGGUGCCCUCGCCGCCGUCGCGGGGCUCCCCUUCCAACGAGGGGCUGUGCGCUGUGUGCGGCGACAACGCGGCCUGCCAACACUAUGGCGUGCGCACCUGCGAGGGCUGCAAAGGCUUUUUUAAGCGCACGGUGCAGAAAAACGCAAAAUACGUGUGUUUAGCAAAUAAAAACUGCCCAGUAGACAAGCGGCGCCGGAAUCGCUGUCAGUACUGCCGAUUUCAGAAGUGCCUGGCUGUUGGAAUGGUCAAAGAAGUGGUUCGCACCGACAGUUUAAAAGGCCGGAGAGGUCGUUUGCCCUCGAAACCGAAGAGUCCCCAGGAGCCCUCUCCCCCCUCGCCCCCGGUGAGUCUGAUCAGUGCCCUCGUGAGGGCCCAUGUCGACUCCAACCCGGCUAUGACCAGCCUGGACUAUUCCAGGUUCCAGGCGAACCCUGACUAUCAAAUGAGUGGAGAUGACACCCAGCAUAUCCAGCAAUUCUAUGACCUCCUGACUGGUUCCAUGGAGAUCAUCAGGGGCUGGGCUGAGAAGAUCCCUGGCUUCGCAGACCUGCCCAAAGCAGACCAAGACCUGCUUUUCGAAUCAGCUUUUCUAGAACUGUUUGUUCUGAGAUUAGCUUACAGGUCCAACCCAGUGGAGGGUAAACUCAUCUUUUGCAAUGGGGUGGUCUUGCACAGGUUGCAAUGCGUGCGUGGCUUUGGGGAAUGGAUUGAUUCCAUUGUUGAAUUCUCCUCCAACUUGCAGAAUAUGAACAUCGACAUUUCUGCCUUCUCCUGUAUUGCUGCCCUGGCUAUGGUCACAGAGAGACAUGGGCUCAAGGAACCCAAGAGAGUGGAAGAGUUGCAGAACAAGAUUGUAAAUUGUCUCAAAGACCACGUGACUUUCAAUAACGGGGGGUUGAAUCGCCCCAAUUAUUUGUCCAAACUCUUGGGGAAGCUCCCAGAACUCCGUACCCUUUGCACACAGGGGCUACAACGCAUUUUCUACCUGAAACUGGAAGACUUGGUACCACCACCAGCAAUAAUUGACAAACUUUUCCUGGACACUUUACCUUUCUAAGACCUUCUCCUAUGUACUUCAGCUGAACUGGAAAGAAACCUAUACUGUCCAGAGGGGGAAGGUCACAUGGGCAGAGAUAGUACCCUGGACUGCCUCAGCUCUAGCCAUUCCCACCUCUUCUGCACCCCUCCCACCCCCCCAGCCCUUCGAUCCCUAAAGAAAAAAACAAAAACUGUUGCUAUUUCCUAACCUGCAGGCAGAACCUGAAAGGGCAUUUUGGCUCCGGGGCAUCUGGAUUUAGAACACGGACUACACACAAUACAGUGGUAUAAACUUUUUAUUAUCAGAUAAUUGUUCAGAAGAAAGACUCCUAAUGUAUGAUGGGAAAUCUUUGGCCAUUCUUGGUUAUUGCGGUUAAGACAAACGUAACAUACGUGCACACACACACACAUACAUUAAGGGGACCCACAAAUAUCGCCCUUUAAAAGACUUCAAAGUUUUCUGCUGUAAAGAAAGCUGUAAUAUAUAGUAAAACUAAAUGUUGCGUGGGUGGCAUGAGUUGAAGAAGGCAAAGACUUGUAAAUUUACCCAAUGCAGUUUGGCUUUUUAAAUUAUUUUGUGCCUAUUUAUGAAUAAAUAUGAAAAAUUCUAAAGGAUAAGUGUGUUUGCAAAAAAAUAAAUAAAUACAGAAAAAAGGGACAAGCAUGUUGAUUCUAGGUUGAAAAUGUUAUAGGCACUUGCUACUUCAGUAAUGUCUAUAUUAUAUAAAUAGUAUUUCAGACACUAUGUAGUCUGUUAGAUUUUAUAAAGAUUGGUAGUUAUCUGAGCUUAAACAUUUUCUCAAUUGUAAAAUAGGUGGGCACAAGUAUUACACAUCAGAAAAUCCUGACAAAAGGGACACAUAGUGUUUGUAACACCGUCCAACAUUCCUUGUUUGUAAGUGUUGUAUGUAUUGUUGAUGUUGAUAAAAGAAAGUUUAUAUCUUGAUUAUUUUGUUGUCUAAAGCUAAACAAAACUUGCAUGCAGCAGCUUUUGACUGUUUCCAGAGUGCUUAUAAUACACAUAACUCCCUGGAAAUUACUGAGCACUUUGAAUUUUUUUUGUUUUUUUUUAAAUGUCUAAAAUUGUCAGUUAAUAUAUUAUUUUAUGUUUGAGUAAGAAUUUUAAUAUUGCCAUAUUCUGUAGUAUUUUUCUUUGUAUGUUUCCAGUAUGGCAUAUGAUGAGAGUCACUGCCUUUUUUUUCUAUGGUGUAUGACAGUAGAGAUGCUGAUUUUUUUUUUCUGAUAAAUUCUUUCUUUAAGAAAGACAAUUUUAAUGUUUACAACAAUAAACCAUGUAAAUGAACAGAAUUUUGUCUUCUUUCUGCGUCAGGAAAAAAUGGUGACUAAACAACUAUAAAAUAGACAGAAUUGGAGACUGAUUUGUGAUAGAUCACUUAUUAAACAUCUGAGUUUCAAACUGACAGUCUAGAUCUAUUUGGGCAAAAGGAACAGGGGAAUAGAACUAAUUAUCCAGAGAAUUCAGUACAGUAUUUUUCUUUAACUAGAAUUUUCUAGUCUGGCAACCUACAUUUAUCAGAAUCAAUUGAGAAUAUCACAAGUCUUUCAUUAACUUUGCUAGUAAAUGCUGCUUUCAGAAGAGAAGUUCAGGAGACCAAAAGGCUUUUUCAACUUGUACAAGAUCAGAAGACCAGUCAAGUUUUUGUCUUGCACAGUGUUUAGGAAGUAUCUUUUUAUUACUCAGAAGUCAGGCUUGUUAUAUGUAAUCUCUGAAUUUUCCCAAUCCCUCCAUUUACAACUGUUAAGAAGGAUCUUGGACAAAGAACCAAGCAUGUGGGGCCCUUUAGGCCUUGGAUCAGUGGUCUUUGGCAUACAGCUGAACUCAAGACUCAGUAAAAGCAUUUCUUAGAACUUGCUGUUUUCCUUCUUUAGUGGAUGGUGAUAAAGUGCAAUUUGCAGUUUUAGAAUAAUAUUUCCAUCUUAAAAGCUUCUCAGAUAAAUAAUACAAUAUCCACUGUCAGGUGCUCCUUGUGGUUUAAGAAAAUUAUGACACUGGCAUCUAAAGAUUUCAUUCAGCAGCAACUUCCAGCCAAGAAAGGAAACUGACGCUGUAGAAGCCGCUUACGGUCAGAGCGAGCGCUCAGCGCUCCCGGUCGAGGUCCAGGGAGUUUUGCCUUAGGUCAGCUAUGAAUUCGCAGAGCUGGGGACCAGCUUCACAGCUGACCUGGUGAAUUACAGAUGACCUCUGGGUCACUGAAAUUUACAGAGAGCUUUAUUGUUUUAAAAAUGCAGAGUUAGAGCAGUAAGUUGCCACUAGAGCUCUUGGGUUUCCAUUUUUCCUUUACCUCUUUUCUAAAGACAUGUUUUGGGGAUGGGAGAAAAAAGAGAGAAGGCUCAUCUCCGUGGUUAACUUCAUAUUAUUUUUAUAGGAUGUGUUGUUUCUCUGGGGGUCACUCUGAAGGGCAAUGGAGGUUGGCCACCUAAGAGAUUAAAUAGUAUGCCAAAUGUUCAAUUUCCUGGCUUUCUUGAAAAGAUGAGACUAGCCAUUUUCUUUUAUUUUCACCUCUUCUACCCAACGAAACUGGGUUUACCCAAAGAAAGCCACAAACUAAUAAGCAGAAAGAGGAAGCUCCUUAAAAAUGCUGGGAGUCUACAGAGUCCUAGAGUUGGUCUCCCAGGUGCCUGCAGCCUCGAGACAUUUGCAUUCCGAUUUAGAAUCCCUGAGAAUUGAACCGAGAAACGAACUCGGUUGCCGGUCCUCUCGUAAGGAAGCGGCUGAGCAUCAUCAGAGGUCAAUGGGGCCUCAGGUAGUCAAUCUCCUGAGAGUUUGGGGGGACAGGAGGGAAGGAUGACGCCAGUGUGCAGGCUGUGCCGGGUCGGCGUACACAUUCAGUUGAUUCCCAAGUUGCAAAGUGGCUAUUGCUUUUCCUGCUUCUCAGAGUCGCUCUCCAACCCCCGACUGCACGGAAUUGCGCGAAGGAAAAAGCCUCGACAGGUCUCCGCCGCAUCUUCCAGAGAUCAGCGCAGCUGAGGACGUUUCUUGUCCUUGUCUUUCGAGGAGUAAAGCUCAGGAAAAACAAGACACGCAAAAGCCAGAGUUACAUGGAACUUCCUUAGAAAGAGAUUAAAACUUCAUAAUGGGGGCUUCCUCUGCACCCCCUACUCCCUCCACGUCCUUUUAAUAAUUUUAGUUGUGUAGUUUAUGGUUCCAGCCAUAGAAAAUACAUAAACUUUGUUCCGAAGUCAUGACCAUACGCUUCUCAGCCCUGAGAAGACUUAAGUUCUCGCGGUGUUUUAGACUAACUUUGAGUGGUUACCUAGAAUGUUCUGACUUUAUGGAAUUUUUUUUUUUUUUGACUUUACGGAGAGAGGCUCUUAUUCCCAGCACCGGUGAGCGGCUCUACCACCUGCUCCUUGCCGGGUUUCGCCUCUCGCUGUCUGGGCGAUCGCCUGGGUGCCCCUGUGGCCCUCGCGCGGAGCCUCUGCUUUCAGAGAGAGUUUGAAUCUUUGGUCCUAACUAAAGAGAUAGGCAUGGCCCAGAGAGCUGAUAGCACCCUGCAGUGACAGCUGCACCCAACGACCAUAUGUGUAAUUCUUUCUGGCGCCCAACUCUAUCCCUAGAAAGUUUGGAUGCCCCCCUAAAAUUACUGUUCCUAAAAAGUCUUAGGGGCCAAUAUUUCCCAGUGUGUAAAAAGCCCGACGGAGAUACCAGAUACGGGACUCGUCCUGCCAACUUAAGAACGUCACCUUAAGGUUCAAUUUCGCUUUGCCUAGAGAUUGGUUGUCAGUACGUCGACACGGAUAUCUAGUUAUCUUUUUUUAAAUUAUAUUUUAAAACUAGGCGUCGGCAGUGAAGAAGUACUUCCAAGGUACAAACAAGUCUUCAAGGGAGAAGUUUUUUAAUAUUUUGAUCACACAGUUUUCCGCCAGGCCCUAUGUAGGGAGGCGACCCAGGGCACUUCUCCCAAGCAUCGCUCGAGUCGCGCAUCUUCGCGCCACCAACUACCAGUUCCCGGCUUCGCUGCUCACACACAUCCGUUUCCUUUUUUAUCCGCCACCGCCGCGCGGCAGCGGCAGCGCCGAGGUGGCUGCGGUGAAAGGGUCUGGGUCUCCCAUACCGGGCUUCGCCUCUCUCCAUGGGAGAGGCGCCUA
Loxodonta africana (African savanna elephant) is the source of this 8255-nucleotide messenger RNA. RefSeq names its product nuclear receptor subfamily 4 group A member 2 (gene NR4A2). Gene Ontology annotation, molecular function: nuclear receptor activity; nuclear glucocorticoid receptor binding; zinc ion binding. The record is from RefSeq and is a predicted model, not a curated record. Bases 2368 to 4164 code for a protein of 598 amino acids. The transcript has 7 exons. Lineage: Eukaryota; Metazoa; Chordata; Mammalia; Proboscidea; Elephantidae. Gene Ontology annotation, cellular component: nucleus; transcription regulator complex. Gene Ontology annotation, biological process: regulation of transcription by RNA polymerase II; dopaminergic neuron differentiation; cellular response to corticotropin-releasing hormone stimulus.